AUGUACAGGGACGCGCUACGGAUGCAAGCAUCGGAUUCUUUUGGAGCAGGCUCAGAAGGAAUUGUUGCCGAGUGGGUCUCUUUUGCUGAGAAGCUGCUACACUUGGCAAAACUCUUUCCAACCCAGUGGCGAACAAUAGCUCCGAUUGUUGGCCGUACAGCCUACCAGUGCCUGGAGCAUUACGAGAAGCUCUUGGACCAAGCUCAGGGCAAGGACGAAAUGGACGAAAACGAUCCGCGCCGAUUGAAGCCGGGCGAGAUCGAUCCUCAUCCGGAGACGAAGCCCGCAAGGGCGGAUCCGAUUGACAUGGACGAGGAUGAGAAAGAGAUGCUUUCAGAGGCCCGGGCAAGGCUGGCAAAUACUCGCGGCAAGAAAGCCAAGCGAAAGGCCCGUGAGAAGCAGCUGGAAGAAGCACGUCGGCUUGCCGCACUGCAGAAAAGGCGGGAGCUCAAAGCCGCGGGAAUUAGCACCUCACGGAGGUACAAGUCACGCAAGUACAUUGACUAUGGGGAGGAAGUGCCCUUCGAGGCCGUCCCUCCAGUCGGCUUCCACGAAGUGGGGCCGGAGGAGACCCCCCGGGUCACCAUGGGCAUGGCAAACGUGACACUGCAGGCCGUUGAGCACAGGAGCCGACUCGAUGAGGAAAGGCGCCGCCGCAAGGAUGAUGAGAGGAAGCUUAAGCGCCUGAAGGAGGAGAACCUCCCAGAAGCCAUCGACAUGAUCAACAAGCUCAAUGACCCACAGCAGCUUCGAAAGCGGACGGCAUUGAGCCUGCCUGCCCCGCAGCUUAACGACGAGGAACUCGAAGCCAUCGUCAAAAUGGGUGCAGACGCAGCUGCCCUUCAAGCUGAGAGUGCCGACACUUCCACGGCCGGCCUGGUUCAAAGCUAUGGCGACACUCCUGGCGCCACGCCUGUUCGAACCCCAAGGCGGCCGGACCCUGUCAUGCUUGAGGCGCAGGUGCAAGCAGGUGUCACGCCGCGUGAGGAGGUGGCAAGCAUGUUAGGUGGAUUGACACCAGGUGCGACUCCUGGCGCUACGCCUGGGGCUACUCCGAACCCUUUGGCGCAGACACCCGGGCUUCGUGCCAAUGCAACCGCGGGUCUCACUCCGAAUCCACUUCUUGGACAGACGCCGGGGCCCGGAGGUGCGACUCCAGGGGGAGCAAGUGCCGCUGGCAAGAGCCUUCGCGACGGCCUUGCGCUGAACCAGGAUGAGGAGAUGGAGCAAAUGCCGGACAGGAUUCGAAAGGCAAACCAACGUAUGCAGAUGCAAGCUGCGUUAGGUAGCCUGCCUGCUCCGAUGAACGAAGUCGAGAUCUCGAUGCCAGAUCUCAUGGAGGAAGGUUAUGCUUCAUCUUCAACUUUUUGGUGUUUGGGCCGGAUUGGAGAGCAGAAUCUCAGCCAUCGGUUGGCCCGUCCUGCCGAUCUGGUCAAGCUAAUCUCUCGGCCUUUGGAGGAAGAUGCAGCUGAUGCAGACAAGCGGAGGGCAAAGGAGGAGCAGAAAAGACUGGAGAUCGAGCGUCAAAAGCAAAGUCAGCCUGUGAAGCUGGGUUUGCCACGACCUGUGCAGACAGGGAUGAUGAUCUUCGAAAGCGCUGCAUCGCAGGCCGGAGAAGUGCUUGAAGGACCCAAACACUUGCUGCAGCAGGCAGAAACCUUGCUGCACGAGGAGAUGGGCGCCAUGGUAACUCGCGACGCUGUACUGUUCCCGGUUAAGGGCGCAAAGCCCCCAAAGAAGGCUCCUCCAGCAGGGAUUGACUUUAGCUUGGAGGAGUUGAAAGGCGCGAGUGAGCUGCUGGAAGAGGAAUUAGAGGCUUUUGCACAGGAUGCCGGCGGUGGUCACAACUCGGAGGUGGCUGUGCAGGCAGCCUUCGACGAGAGCACCAGCAGUGAGCCCUACGUCUUCCUGCCCUCUGCUAAACGUUACGUCGAUGGCCGACUCUUGGGAAAGAAGGAGCGGGUGGAGUCCGCCAGGCAUAAGUUCGAGAUUGUGGACUCGCACCACCAGAAGGAGGAGAAGAAGUCGAAGAAGUUGGAAGAAAAAAUGGAAAGACUACUCGGAGGCUACAUGACAAAGGCGAGACAGGCGCUCCUUCACAUCCGGAAGCUCUCCGAGGAGCGGGAGACGAUUUCCAUCGAGACAGAAGUCUUCCAGACCCUUCGAGCGAGAGAGGAGAAGGCCAUUCAGAGCCGCGUGGAGGAGCUCAGGGAUCAGGUGGAGCAUGAGAAGCAAAGGAACCUGAAACUGCAGAACCGCUACAAGGCGCUAAAGAUGCUACAGAAGCAGAUAGACGACAAGCUGCAGUAA
This is a messenger RNA of Symbiodinium sp. CCMP2592, 2310 nucleotides long. Lineage: Eukaryota; Dinophyceae; Suessiales; Symbiodiniaceae. The record is from the annotation of a GenBank genome assembly.